UGCGACUGCCGGCUGCGGGACGUGCACCGGUGGCUGAACAACAACAGUGCGCCGCACACGGUCGAGCCCACCUGCCACCAACCGGACCGGUUGCGCGGCACGGUCAUCCGGAAGCUGGCGGCCGAGGAACUGGCGUGCGCGCCGGUGGCCGCGGCCGCGUCCCCCGAGUACGUGGAAACGGACGCCGGCAAGAACGUGACGCUCGCGUGCAACGUGAAGCCGGUCGGACAGGUGCGGAUAUCGUGGUGGUUCGAGGGACGGCAGGUGGCCAACGGCACGGCCGCGGCCGGCGUCGAGCUGUCCAUCGAAGACGCGGGGCCCGCGGACAACGGCACGUACGCGUGCGUGGCCGAAAACCGGGCGGGCUGGGCCGCGUGCAAUUUCACAGUGCGCGUCAUCCAAGAACCGUCCGAGGCGGCGGCGGGCUCGUAUCCGCCGGACGCGCCGCCUCCCGCCCUGUUGGUCAUCGUGCUGGCCGGUUCGGUGUGUUUCGUGGCCGUGGCCGUGGUCUGCGCUGUCGCCUGCCGGUUGGCGGUGACCAAACGCCGGCGGCGUCGAGACCGCGGCGGGCGGACGGCCGGCAAGUCGUCCGGAGCCGGUGGAGGCGACGCGGACGCCGACGAUCCGUCCAAUAGCAGCGGACAGGGAGCGAAGACGACGUCCGACAUCAGACAAUCGGACUCGGUGAACCUAACCGUUUCGUCGACGGUCGACGGGAAGUUGUCGUCUGCGGAGGACGUGAGCGUGUACGGCGAGUAUGACACGACCGCCCACCCGGGUUCGUCUGCCGGUUACGAAGUGCACGAGGUGCUGCAUGCGGGCGGUGGCGGUUACGACCCGUACCAGCAAGUGCACGUGGCCGCGGGACAUCCGGCCGCGGCGUCGGCGACCACCACAUUGGAGGCCAACCCGGAUCUGAUCAGUGACGCGUCUACCGUGAUCCGGGACAACGUCGGAGGUGACUACUGCGACGCCGGUGACGAAGUGUACAAGAUAGCCGUGCCGCCGCCCCCGUCCGGCGGCCGGGACUUUUGGACGAGUUCCGGUGCGAGCGGUACGGCUAUCGUUUACCCGUCGAGCGGCGGCUGUGGAUCGUACGAAUUGCAAUUGUCGCCAGGUAAGUUGGCUGCCGGCGAACCGUAUCCGGCCGAUUACGGGCUGCCCAAGUUGUCUUCUGGCCAGUAUCCCGUACCGGCGCCGCCGUCCUUGUACCGGACGCUACCGCACCGCCGAAAUGCAGCCAAGCCGCAAGGACGGUCGUGCCAAGAAGCCGAGUUCGUCCUGUUACAGCAACAUCACCAUCACCACCAUCAUCACCACCAGCAACAGCACCAACAACAGCACCACUUGCCCCGGUACGAACCGCAAAACGUCCGGUACAACCAACAGGGAUAUCCGUACCCGGCGUCCGCAGUGGCCGCAGACGCGGCAUACUACGCUACGGCUGCAUCCACUUUUUACGAACCACCGUCAUUGUCAAACGCGUCUGCACAGACGCUCGACGACGAAACCAUGGUCAUGAUGAUGAUGAUGCCGCCGCCACCCCCGCCACUGGUAACCGGUGCUGCUGCAUUACCACCAACUGGCAGACAGCCGCAACACUUGACUACUGAACACGCUAACCAACACAAGGCCGUCACCGCCGUGCAAAAGCAACCGGCCAACACAGAGAGCCCGGACGAAGGGUACGUUGGCGAAGGUCCUGACUCAUAGACGGUCAAAAGCCACGACCGGAUGUCCGUUCACCGACGUAGACUCCGCAGAGGUUGUACCAACCGACACUCAAUGACGGACAAUCGUCAUUCUCACCUGUAAAUAAUGCGAUAGUAAUAUUAAUAUGAUAUCGUAAUAAGCUGUGAGAUAUUUGAUAUUUUUGUCGUGCGUACUUGUUGGCAGGUCCACGCCUUAGAAAUAGGGUUGUAAAAAUAUAGUUUGAUAUUUAUCAAAAUAUAGACUCUUUCGGAAAAUUUCCACCGGAACGUCAUUCGACGUUCGAUAGUUUCCUCCGAUCGUUAUACAAUAGUCGAAAAGCGCACUGUUGUGCGUCGUGGACCGUUAAAGUUAAACGAUGUUAUCAUAUUAUAAAACUUAAAAUUCUGCACUAGAUAAUAUUAAAUGCGCAAUAUUUAGUUCCGUUCGAAUCCAAUGCUUCGAAAAAUGUAUUUUUUUUUAAAUUUGUGUGUUUGUGAAAUUCUUUCUAUAAAUGGACUUACUAAAUGUA
Messenger RNA from Melanaphis sacchari, 2221 nucleotides. Its product is annotated as optomotor-blind protein-like. The annotation marks the transcript as partial. The record is from RefSeq and is a predicted model, not a curated record. NCBI's taxonomy places the organism in Eukaryota, Metazoa, Arthropoda, Insecta, Hemiptera, Aphididae. The transcript has a single exon.